Prunus armeniaca (apricot) is the source of this 228-nucleotide messenger RNA. The record is from the annotation of a GenBank genome assembly. Lineage: Eukaryota; Viridiplantae; Streptophyta; Magnoliopsida; Rosales; Rosaceae.
AUGGCUAAUUUGUUCAAGGAUGAUGUUGAAGCCCCUUUAUGGUUCCAAAGCUUUUUUGCCCUGACUUGUCAUACUUGGGUUAGCAAGAACCUGAGCCACUCGUUUCCUUUCAGCAAAGUAAGGAACAGUCCAAUGAAGUGGGUAGACUGGAUUGACAGGCUCCUUCUAAAAUAUGGAGCUCACUGGAAGAGGGCUGGAAUUUAUGACACCAUUCUUCUGUCCAAAUAA